CCUCGCUCGUCUCCUAUGCUCAUAUUUGGACUCGGCUGCCCGUGCCCAGGAAUUUCCCGUCAUGCCUCCCGCCGCCCCGUCCGUCGCCCGGAGCCGGGGAGGAAGGGAGGGAGGUUCGGACAGCGGCGGCGGCGGCGGCGGCUCUCUGGCCCUUCCAUGAGCCCGCCGCGAACCCUCCCGCGCUCUCUCUCGCUCUGCCUCUGCCUCUGCCUGGCCGCGGCCGCGGCCCGGGCAGCCGCUCAGUCGGGGUCAUGUAGGGAUAAAAAGAACUGUAAGGUGGUCUUUUCCCAGCAGGAGCUGAGGAAGCGGCUCACACCCCUGCAGUACCAUGUCACUCAGGAGAAAGGGACCGAAAGUGCCUUCGAAGGAGAAUAUACACAUCACAAAGAUCCUGGAAUAUAUAAAUGUGUUGUUUGUGGAACUCCGUUGUUCAAGUCAGAAACAAAAUUUGACUCUGGUUCAGGUUGGCCUUCAUUCCAUGAUGUGAUCAGUUCUGAGGCAGUCACAUUCACAGACGACUUUUCCUACGGGAUGCACAGGGUGGAAACCAGCUGCUCUCAGUGCGGUGCUCACCUCGGGCACAUUUUUGACGACGGACCUCGUCCAACUGGCAAGAGAUACUGCAUCAACUCGGCGUCCCUGUCUUUCACGCCUGCGGAGAGCAGCAGUGCAGGCGGCAGCGAGGGGGACGGCCAGGCCCAGACCAACAGGGCUGAGCUGUAGAGGCCAGAGAGCUUGCGGACAAGUGCGCUUAAGGCGCACCUACCAUGACAAACCCAGUAUCCUCUAUCUCAGCUCUAUUUUUUCAAAAGUAGGAGGGCAGUUUUAUGCUAUUGAUAUUUUUCUUCUUUUGCUAAACAGAUGCCCUAGCCAUCAGUGCAUUUUGCUAUUGACUAGAUCGGGAACUGUUCAUACCUUUAGUGACCCUUGGAGAGAGCUCUGUGAGGCUUCUUCACCAGCCACUCAACUACUGCUUCGCAUUAUUUUCUUUGCCCACAUAGCUUCUUUUGAGAUUUUUGUUGUUGUUGUUGUUGUUGUUCUCCUUGCUUCAGAGGCAGAAGGUGCUUGGCCUUCAAACAUAAACAUCAAGAUCUCCUCUGCAGUGCAGGACCCAGGGCUGGGAAGGCAGGGCUUUGAGACCUGGGAGACAUAUGGCCCCGAGGCAUUUGUGCAGAUCCACCUAAGAUAAGGAUGGAGAGAUGUCUUAUGAGACUUCUUAGCUUUGUGGAAAGUUUGAGCUAAGGUCGUUUAUUCUCACUAAAAGGGUGUGAAGGUCUAAAGUCUUUCCUUAUGUUAAAUUGUUGCCAGAUCCGAGAGGGCGCACUGAGUGUUGUGGCAGAGAAGUAAACAUUACCUCAUGGUUAGGCCCUUAUUUUAUUUUAUUUUUCAUUGAAAACAUUGGAAUGUAAGGCAACUGUAAAAGGUUGAGCCCCGUUUUGUCCAAAGUUCACACAGAACACCUGCCAUGGCCUUUUAUAAGUCUGUCCCUCCAUACCUAAUACCAGAUGCAGCUAGCAGGGCAUUUUGGUGAAUUCCUUGUAUAAAAUAAAAUAUUUGGGACAACACACUUCAUCAAGGUAGCAGAUGUAAGAGAGAGCAGAGAAGGCCAAGGAGGAAGCCUGGGUAACUAGAUGUCCAGUGCUCUGCAGAAGGGCUGACAAGAUACCACAGGUAAAGAACGGAGCCCGGAGAGAAGGGGCCAGGGACCUGGUGCACAGGGCUGGCCAGAUGACCUCUGGAAGGACACUGGGGGUUAAAAUAGACGUAGCAGGAGCUCAUGUCCCACCCUUCCCACUAAUCUGCUCUGUAACAAGGGAUAAACUAUUUAGCUUACUCUUUAUGUAUAUAACACAGACUUAACAAUAUCUGUAAAAUAAUUGACACUCUCAGGGGAAUAUUACUAUAUUGCUAUACAAUUAAGAUCAGUUUUGUAAAAUUAACUGAUCUGGUUCUAAUUGCCUCAAAGGCCGAAGCCCAGACAUUUGAAAUGGAAAGAAGCAGAGAGGAGGUUAACUUAGCUGAUUGGUAUGGAAACAGUUGGGCCAAGAGCCAGAAAAUUUUCUUUGUAGCAACAUGGCUGGUUUUACUCUAAGAAGCUCUGCUGGUAGAAGUAUAACAUUUAGUCUGGUGGGCUGGAUGCCAUUGUGCACAGUAAGGUUUUUAUAGCUCCAAGCAGGGGUAACAUUCCUUGGUAUUGCUGCAGCCAGGUGUGAAGGUUAUGACUGAUAUAUAUUGUGUUUGUAACCUUGAAUGCUAAUCUUGAAAUGUAGUUUUUUAAACAUAUUUUUGUAAAUCUUUGAAAGCUUAUGAAAACCGAUGUCUUUCCUUGUAAGCACCAAGACCAAAAUAAGGAAGAGGGACACUUGACAAUCUUAAAGAAAUAAUGAGAAACUAAAAUGAAAAGUUGCGAUCAGUCAGAAUGUUGGUGUGGUCACGUCCACAUCCUUCUGUGUCUCUCCAGAUACCUCCUGGUGAGGCGCUGACAUCUUGGUGACUCGUCAUUGUCACAUGGGCCACACGGAACUUUGCACUUCCAAAUACACUGAGCUCUUCCUCUCUCAGCUCCCAGAUGUUUCAUCUCAGGCUCUGGGGUCACUCUGGAAUUCGCAGGUUUCACUUCCUUCUAGAAGUGAGAUGUAGAAUUUAAGAUCCUUGAAGCCUCAGCAUCCAGACUAUCCCAGAAGUCUUUCUCGACCUUGCAGAGGGUGUCCUGACAUUGCCUAGCAACCUGAGGAUCCCUAAGAGGUGGGUCCCCCAGGACACGCCUGUCCGAGCAUGCAGUGCAUCCUUCAGGGGCUCACACAGUACUUCUCGUGGCUCCAGCUCUAGGUGGUGGCCUGCCCCAGGGUCUGCUGGACUCGAGCACAGUUUUGGGGUGGACAAGGAAGAUAAACGGUGGCCUUCUCCCUCUCCCCAGAGACUCUAGAUUCUCAUUGUUCCUCCAGUUUUAUUGUAGGGCUUAACAUUCCCCUCAAAAAGCUCCUCUUCUAAUGCUUAGUCUUUGUUUCAAGGAAAGCCUGUUUUUCUUCUACCACAUUUUCCAGCAUCAACUUUAAGAAAAAUGCAACAUCCAUUGAAAAAAAGAAAGUGGGGUGUGUAUGCACAUGGUUUAAUUUCAGAUUGCUUUUGAGUUUAAGUGGUAUCAAAUUUCAGUAUAUUUCUGUCUUAUGUUAAAGAAAUAUAUUACUAAAACGUAAGUGAGCAAUAAUGUCAGCUGUCGAGCACUAGAUUUAUUUUUGCAGGAUAUGGAGUGCAAUGAACUGAGUCAAUAUGGCGAGGUGUAUGUGAUCUGCAGGAGUUAUGCCAUUUAACGUAGGAAAUGUGUGGGACUUUUCCCUCUGCACUCCAGCCCUCACUGUACCAUUAGGAGACACAGGUUUCUUUGCUGGAGUGUAAAAAGUUAUGUCCAUACACUCAUGUAGAAUGGAUCUGAAGAAAGCAACAUUAUAUAUUGUGUUAGAGAACAUUUCUAUGUGUUUAAACUUUUCACUUUAUAGAUGAAUUAUAACUCUUAAUGCAAUGAUAUAGCAAUUUGAAAGCCUCUCCAUGUUAACUGAAUUGAAAAUGCCUUGCUUUAAAUAUGGAAUAUGAUGAAAGGGAUUAUCUAUUUUUGCCUUAGAUAGCUUUGUAAUAAUUUUUCUCCAAGCAAUUCAAAUCUUUUGAAAAAUGACAUGAAAUUUUCAUUAAAAACCCUUUUCCUAUGUUUGUUGUAUACAGAAAUUAUGCAAUAAAAUUUCUUUAUAAAAAGG
Phacochoerus africanus (Common warthog) is the source of this 3749-nucleotide messenger RNA. RefSeq names its product methionine sulfoxide reductase B3 (gene MSRB3). Lineage: Eukaryota; Metazoa; Chordata; Mammalia; Artiodactyla; Suidae. Bases 16 to 723 code for a protein of 235 amino acids. Gene Ontology annotation, biological process: protein repair; response to oxidative stress. The transcript has 6 exons. Gene Ontology annotation, cellular component: cytoplasm. The record is from RefSeq and is a predicted model, not a curated record. Gene Ontology annotation, molecular function: peptide-methionine (R)-S-oxide reductase activity.